Molecule: messenger RNA, 189 nt
Organism: Trichomonas vaginalis G3
Lineage: Eukaryota; Parabasalia; Trichomonadida; Trichomonadidae
Product: serine threonine-protein phosphatase family
Exons: 1
Coding region: 1-189 (62 amino acids)
Source: RefSeq, a predicted model, not a curated record
AUGGAAUGGAAUAAAACCGUAGGAAGAGGAAUUUGGAACGGAGUCAAAAAUAUUGGUAAAAGGGUAGGUCAGUUCGUUGGUAUUAUACCUAAAGACCCUGAACCAGAAGAACAAGCUCCUGUUAUACAACAGCCUGAACCUGCACCACAGUCUAGUUGGCAACCAAAUCCAACACCUCAACCGUAUUAA